AUGGUUCAUUCGGUGUCAAUUGCUAACAAUAAAACUACGAUCUAUGAAUCUGCCGUCGCGGGUGGUAUGGCGGGAGCCAUUACAAGAGCUGUAGCACAACCCCUGGACGUUCUAAAAAUACGAUUUCAACUCCAACUUGAACCUAUUCGAAAUGGUUCUAAAUACAGCUCUAUGCUACAAGCAGUGUCUUCUAUUGUGAAGGAAGAAGGUAUAUUGGCAUUGUGGAGUGGUCACGUACCAGCACAAUAUCUAUCAAUAGCGUACGGAGUCUUGCAAUUCUCCGUGUUUGAACAGCUUACGCAAGUAUGCCAGAGCGCUGAUCAACAGUUUUAUUACACACACAGACACUGGAUAAACUUUUCUAAUGGCGGUGUGGCUGCAGCCGUCGGUACCGUUGCAUCAUUUCCAUUCGAUACAGUCAGAACCAGGUUAAUUGCUGAACAGAAAACGAAAAAGGCAUACAAAGGGUUCACUCACGCAAUCACGUCUAUGGUAAGAACUGAAGGAGUAGCUGCCUUGUACAAAGGCUUAAUACCCACCCUGGGUCAAUAG
Molecule: messenger RNA, 552 nt
Organism: Spodoptera littoralis (African cotton leafworm)
Lineage: Eukaryota; Metazoa; Arthropoda; Insecta; Lepidoptera; Noctuidae
Source: the annotation of a GenBank genome assembly